CACAUGAAGCACCAUAGUUAUCACAUUGUAUUUUCUUGUUUCAGAUAUGUAUUCAUGGUAAUCAUAUGUAGAUGUUAAAGGACAGUUUUGGGAAAUGGAAUUCAACAGUUGGUUAAACAUCUUUGGGUUCAAGCCAUUGACUGAAAACGAUUCCUCGGAAGAAAGUGACCACAACAAUAACUUACUUAUUCCUGACAUACAAGACGUUGCUUUAUCCAAUGCGGUAGCUGAAUCUGCAGGUGAAACAGCCGAAGUAGUGUUGGAAGAAGAGAGUGUAAAUGAAGGCAAAACAGCUGUUUGUUUAGUGCUUCCGAAAGAAAGUGAUGAUAAAUUGGAGGAGAAAGGAAGUGUAAAAAGAGUUGAUGCGAGUGUUUUUGGAGUACAUGGGGAAGAAAGUGUUGGCAAUGUUUCUGAAGUUCACGUAGAAAGCGUUGAUAAAGUUAAAGCUAUUGAUUUUGAAUUACAGGAAGAAAGACUUGAAGAAAGGGACGACACGUUAGGUAUGGAUGUAGAGCCCAGAGUUACUUUUCAAGAAAUAGGAGAAGUCACUGUUUCUACCAAUAAAAAAUCUUUUGAGUGUUCAAUUUGUAAUAAAACAUAUACUCUUAAGGCAAGUCUGAAAAGACAUAUGAAUGUUCAUAACACUGAAGGAGGGUUAAACUGUUCUGUGUGUGGAAAAACGUAUUACAUACUAUCCGCUUUUAACCAACACAAAAAAUGCAUUCUACUUCACGUUACAGAUGCAAAGUGUGUAGUAAAAUAUAUGUAACUAAACUAGGCUGUAAACGCCACAAGUCUACUCUUGAAGAUAAAUACACAUAUUAUUGCGAAGUGUGUGGGAAAAGUUUUAAUUAUAAAAGUGAUUUAGUUGAUCAUACUGCAACGCAUUACAAUAGCAGACAUUUUAAAUGUGCAAAAUGUUCUCAGACUUUCAAAGCACGCUCAUGCCUUGUUCGACACAAAACAACAUGUGGCAUAAAUAAACAUAUAAAAUGUGAAAUUUGCGAAGUAUGUUCAAAUCCAAUAGGUACCUUAAGGAGCAUAGCAGGAAGGACAAGGCAUAUGUGGAAUUACAUCAGUGUCCAAUAUGUGGGAAAACUUUCACACAUCAUAGCUCAUUGUACCGUCAUAAAAAGAAAGCUGGACACUACUGACAUUAAUAACUGAUAUAAACUGACGUUAUAUAAUAAGUUAAAAUGUUAUUUUUAAAGGCUGCCUUUUCCUUUUUGUUCGGUUAAAGUUUCAGUUUUUUUUCUAUACAAAUCCUAGUUAGUUUCUUUAAGAUUGUUCUUGUUCAAUAUUACGUUCUUUGCUUUGUUAUAAAAGUACGUAUAACAUGAUAUUUUGAUUAUAUUUUAGUGUGAUUUUUAUUGCAAUAGUGGAUAUUGCACUAAAUUUAAGAAACAUGCAAUACACAUAAUUAUUCCGUUUUAUGAUAGGAAUGCAAUAAUUUUUUACCACUCAUGUUUCAUUUAGUUCUUGUUUCAUUACCAUUUUUCAGUUAAUAGGUACAGUACAUCUAGAAAUGUUAUUUUAAUUGUGUUAAUGCUAGCCUUUUAGCUUACCUGAUCAGCAUGUGCUCAAUGACAGCUAUAGCUAUGACAUUCAGAAUAAUUAUUUGCAUAAUGAUUAAAAUGUUUAAAUUUUAAUACCAGUCAGCCUAGAUUUUGACCUAACGACUGUUAUCAAUGCCAUGUGUUCUGCCUUUUUGACAUUUAGACAGGUGAGCGAUAUAGGGCUAUCUUGACCGUCUUGUAUAUUUUCUUUUAGAUAUUUCUUUAAAAAAAAUCUAGCAAGUACAUGUGUAUUAUAUCCGAUUUAUUUGUUUUACUUGUAAGUUGAUUAUAAUUUUAGUUCCAGUUAUUAUUAAAAUGUCACAAGUU
Messenger RNA from Ruditapes philippinarum (Manila clam), 1883 nucleotides. Its product is annotated as zinc finger protein 28 homolog. Lineage: Eukaryota; Metazoa; Mollusca; Bivalvia; Venerida; Veneridae. The record is from RefSeq and is a predicted model, not a curated record. The transcript has 2 exons. Bases 95 to 769 code for a protein of 224 amino acids.